GUACAACAGCUGAAAAUCUGCAGAAUUUAAUUUACACAAUAACAUCCGAAAUUAAUAACUGCUUGCUUUGUGGUUAUGUCCAGAGCAGGACACAGUCAUCAGUUUAGGGGAAGUCAGUUGGCGUAUGAAAGAAAAUUAUGUAAUAUUUCAUAAUGAGCAGUAGCCCAGUUUGGUUUGUUUUGGAGCAACGUGGGGGGAUGGUGAACUCUGGAUGACCUAAAAAAUAAAUUUUAAUAUUUCAGAAACCAAAGCUGCAUAAACGAACAUUUUAACGGCACAAACGGAGCACAAACGGAGCACUAACCACUCAGACUCUUUGCUGAAUGUUUUGACGUGUCGCUUCACUCAGCUUAUUUCAGUCCGUCCAGAGUUUAGAGCGAUGCGCGCUCCCGCCACAGGGGGCGCAGCCUCACACUGCAGCCUCUCUUCUGGUUUCAUUGCUCAGAUUGCUUCAGACGUGCACCUCCUUUAAGGAUGAACGUCUCGUGUUUCCGCUCGUCUCAACCCGCUGCGGUCAACGCCAGCCUGCUGUUUGACUUCCACACCGACCUGACCAACCUGUGGGAGAGGCCGGACGGACAGGCGUCCCUCCCGGCCUGCGGCGGCGCGGCAUGGCGCGGCGCUGACUCGGCCUGUCUGGUCUGCAGGGACCGGGACGUGUUCGCGGUCUGCCGCUCCUUGCGCGACGGAGCCGCGGUGAUGAUGGAGGCGAUGGGCCGCAGCGUGGAGAUCUCAGCGGCUGAUUGCCCGUCGCUCCACUCUGACGCUGAUUCACCACAACAUAACCAGCUGGCCCCUUUCAUCGCUGCCAUCCUCCUCCUCCUCCUCUUCAUCAUCAUCUUCAUCCUGCUCUGCUGUUUCAGGAAGAAAAUUUGCCACAGACAAAAUAACAGCAGGGAGGAAAACGGGACUGGAGCCGGAACCGGGACUGGAGCCGGAAACGGGACUGGAGCCGGAACCGGGACUGGAGCCAGAACCGGGACUGGAGCCGGAACCGGGACUGGAGCUGGAACCGGGACUGGAGCCGGAACCGGGACUGGAGCCGGAAACGGAUCAGCUUUGCUCCAUGCUGAAGCAGAAAGUCUCGUGUGAAGAUGGGCAGUAGAAAAAAAAGCUCUCAGUUAUUUUAAUGUUGAAUUUUAAAUGGUUAAAUUAGCAAUUUUGUAGGAAAAAUGUUAAAUUUUUAACGAUCAAAAUAAGCUUCUGGUUUUUAUCUUUAAAAAUUGAACAUUUUUGAUCAAGAAAUUCAUGGAUCCAAUUACAGUGUUUACACUGGAAUUCAAAACAU
Molecule: messenger RNA, 1288 nt
Organism: Xiphophorus hellerii (green swordtail)
Lineage: Eukaryota; Metazoa; Chordata; Actinopteri; Cyprinodontiformes; Poeciliidae
Exons: 5
Coding region: 475-1092 (205 amino acids)
Source: RefSeq, a predicted model, not a curated record